This is a messenger RNA of Chondrus crispus (carragheen), 138 nucleotides long. RefSeq lists its product as hypothetical. The transcript has a single exon. The coding region runs from base 1 to 138 and encodes 45 amino acids. Lineage: Eukaryota; Rhodophyta; Florideophyceae; Gigartinales; Gigartinaceae. The record is from RefSeq and is a predicted model, not a curated record.
AUGCAUUAUCUCAAUGGAAGAGAGCUAGAUACUAUUCCAGCCAAAACGGUCGUUCCGGCGAUCCAGAUGGAGCGGCAUCUCUCAUUUUGCAUGACAGAGCGUUUUCCGAGAAUAUCGCACAGAGCAAAACUCCGAUAG